AUGCCUGUCCGAGGGCUCGGUCAGGGCUCAGGAAAAAGGCAUCAUCUUCCCUCUGGAGAGUCUGUGGCUGGAACGAGUCGGCGCUGCACACCAGGCAGCUACCCUGGGCCCCAAACCAUCGCCCCUGGGCCCUGGUCGGAGCAGCCCGGCGACCUCACCGUCUCUGCCCCUUUGACAAUAAUGCUGCCCCGGAAAGGAAGUCUCCACCCCAGCGAUCCCUACAGCGCGUCAGUCUCUAGCCCCAAACGGAGCAGCAAGCCCCGCACAAGAGCUCGGCGCCUCCACCUCGAGCUCAAUCCGGGCGCUCGCGGUCCGGGCGCGCCACCCUCCCCAAGCUGCCGCCUGUCACCCUGGGGACCCCGACAGGAGCUCGCCCCGCUCGGCGGCCGCAGCGCUCCCCCAAAGCUCCCCUCCGAGGCCACGUUUGCCAGACAAAAAGAGGCCGGAUUUGGAGAAAGAGUCGCGGGCUCACCUCGGGGCCGCGCUCCCCGGGCCUCGCCGUCGGUCGCCGCGCCGCCAGCCGCCGGGCCGGGCGCCCCGGAGCAUUGUUUGGGGAGCGUGAGCGCAGAGCGUGCCCGGCCGCUGGCGGGUGUCGUCUGCCGGGGCCGGCGGCCCGGUGGCAGCUGCGAGCGCGGCUCCGCCCCCUCCGCCUCCGGUUACGCCGCCCGCGCGGCUCCCGCCGCACCUCCGCAGUCCCCGCCGCGCCCCGCGCCCCCUGCCAGCGCGCAGCCGGCUCGCAGCCCCGUCCCUCUAGACUCUGCCCGCCCGCCCGUCCGUCCCUCCCUCCGCUCGGGACCGGGAGGCUCCACCUCCAGCCCGAGGCUCGGCGCCGUCUGCCCCCAGGCGAGCCCCCGUACGCACCCUCCCCAGUGGGGGCCCAGCACGCUGCUGCAGGGGCGAGUUUCGACGUUGGCAGCCUUGAGCUCACCACAAUGGAUGUAUAGGCGGGACGAAGGUGGCGCUGGAGGCACCCAGGCUGAGAAUCCCGACCGCGGGUUCCAGGUGCUGUGCAGUCAGUCCCCCGACCAACGUCAGGCUGAUUGCUUAGCCUCUUUGUAACUACUCUUCUGGAUUUGGGACGCAAGGUUGAACUGAAGAGAGCUGUUCUUCCACCACUCUGGGACACCAGGUCCUCCUCAGGCGGAUAGUACACCUGUCUUUUAUCCUGUUUCCAGUAAGUGACUUUCUCACUGAGGUAGAACGAGUUUGAGAGAUAGUCCUCGGGCUAAGAACUUUUACCUGAGAAUCUGACAGCCUGACACCCAGUCAGUCCCCUCCCCACUGCUGCCUUGGAC
Messenger RNA from Manis javanica (Malayan pangolin), 1295 nucleotides. RefSeq lists its product as uncharacterized. NCBI's taxonomy places the organism in Eukaryota, Metazoa, Chordata, Mammalia, Pholidota, Manidae. The record is from RefSeq and is a predicted model, not a curated record.